Molecule: messenger RNA, 718 nt
Organism: Amphimedon queenslandica
Lineage: Eukaryota; Metazoa; Porifera; Demospongiae; Haplosclerida; Niphatidae
Exons: 3
Coding region: 42-698 (218 amino acids)
Biological process (GO): signal transduction
Molecular function (GO): protein binding
Source: RefSeq, a predicted model, not a curated record
UAACUCUAAAGCCCCACCCUUCGCCAUGCCAAUGUCUGGAUAUGGCUAGAUCUUCCUCUAGAGAUAACCAUUCUUCAUCACUUUUCUCUUCUCCUUUGUCCAUUGAUCACCUUGUUGAUGUCAUUGAUUUGUUAAAGAGGUCAGGGUAUCCUGAAACAAGAUGGCAAGAUCUGGGACUGAGACUAGGACUACACAAGAACACACUGGACGCCAUUGAAAAGAAUCAUCCUGGUGAUGUAUCUCGCUGUUUGACUGAAUGUCUGUCUAAGUGGUUACGUAAAGCAGACAAUGUAAAUAGUAAAGGAGGAGCUACCUUUGACUCACUGUCAGAAGCUCUUAAAUCAAUGGAUGAAACUGCUGUGGCUGACAAGUUAGAUCAAGAGAGACGUAAUGCUAUGGCUACUUGUAUUUUUGAUACUCAUUGCCAUAACCUCUCACAGUCUCUCUGUGAUCCAGUCAGUGUAGCAUGGAUGCUGUAUGGAGAGCGUGUGUUAGUAAGACAAGCAGUAACUAGUGUUGAAUCAGGUAGUCCAUUUAUUCCUAAACAACGUGAAGCACUGUUAGAUGCUCUCAAAGAAGUUAUUCAGUUGAAUUAUAAGAACCUGCAAACAUUUGCUAUUGUUCUUUGCAAGUUUCCUCGUAAUAUACCACUAGGAGAAGCAAUACACACAGACUAUGGUAAGUUUCUAUCCUUUUAAUCACGAAAACUUAUAGAUGU